GAAGUCGCUCACAUCCAAUAUGUCUGCUGGCGUUUAGCUCUCCGCUCCACGAAAACAAGACGCGUGGAGAAUGGCAGACGGCGGAGUUGACGAGCUAUCGCAGCUUGAAUAUUUGUCUCUGGUGUCCAAGGUCUGCACGGAGCUUGACAACCAUCUGGGAAUAAGUGACAAAGAUUUGGCUGAGUUUGUCAUCGACCUUGCUGAGAAACAACCGACCUUUGAUGGAUUCAAAGCCCUUUUACUCCAAAAUGGAGCCGAGUUCACAGAUUCUCUCAUCGGUAAUUUGCUCAGGCUCAUUCAGACUAUGCGACCUCCAUCCAAGGAGUCUACGAGUAAAGCCUCUGAGGCUUUGGUCAAGCCGAAGUCAGAAAAAGACAAGUUGAAGGAGUUGUUUCCUGCACUGUGCAGAGCAGAUGAUCCAGCACCGAAGAGACUGCUAGACGAAGAUGAUGUGAAAGUAGCAGCUGAUGCCAUGAAAGAGCUGGAGAUGUUUAUGCCCAGUGUCAGUGGGACGGACUCCAAAAGCAGCAAGAGCAAGUCGGAAAAGAGCAGACGCCACAGCCGAAGUCGCAGCAGAAGCAGAGAAAAGGACCGACACAGGGACAGGGACAGGGACAGAGACAGAGAUCGGGAAAAGGACAGGAAAAGAAGGCAUCGUUCUCGUUCUCGCUCCAGGUCCAGGUCUCGCUCCAGAGACCGUGAGCGGCACAGAGAUAGAGAUAGAGAUAGAGAUAGAGAUAGGGACAGGGACAGGGACAGAGACAGAGACAGAGAUAGAGAUCGCGGCAAAAGAAGAGACAAAUCCUCCCGCUGGAGUGAGCGCUCGCCAAGCCCCAAAAAAGACCAGGACAGAGACUCUGACCGCUGGAAGGACAAACAUGUGGACCGCCCUCCACCAGAGGAGCCUUCUGUUGGUGACAUCUACAAUGGCAAAGUCACCAGUAUCAUGCAGUUUGGAUGCUUUGUUCAGCUGGAGGGCUUGAGAAAACGCUGGGAGGGGUUGGUCCACAUUUCCGAGCUGCGUCGAGAGGGUCGUGUGGCCAACGUGGCCGAUGUUGUCAGCAAAGGCCAAAGAGUUAAGAUCAAGGUGCUCUCAUUCACUGGCUCCAAGACCAGCCUCAGUAUGAAGGAUGUGGACCAGGAGACGGGAGAAGACCUGAACCCAAACCGGAGGAGGAACGUGGGCCCAGAUGGAGGGGAGGAGAUCUCCAUGAGGAACCCCGACCGACCGAGCAACCUGAACCUGGGACACGCCCCGGAGCUGGAACAGGACGACACCCUGGAGCGCAAGAGGCUCACCAAAAUCUCUGACCCUGAGAAGUGGGAAAUCAAACAGAUGAUUGCUGCCAACGUCUUGUCCAAAGAAGAGUUCCCUGAUUUUGACGAUGAAACAGGGAUCCUUCCUAAAGUUGAUGAUGAAGAGGAUGAAGAUUUGGAAAUUGAGCUGGUUGAAGAGGAACCCCCAUUCCUGAGGGGACACACCAAACAAAGCAUGGACAUGAGCCCGGUCAAGAUUGUCAAGAAUCCAGAUGGCUCUCUGUCCCAAGCGGCCAUGAUGCAGAGCGCUCUGGCGAAGGAGAGACGAGAGCUGAAGCAGGCGGCACGAGAGGCAGAGAUGGACUCCAUCCCCAUGGGGCUGAAUAAACACUGGGUCGACCCGCUGCCAGACGCUGAUGGUAGGCAGAUUGCUGCCAACAUGAGAGGCAUUGGCAUGAUGCCUAAUGACAUCCCAGAGUGGAAGAAACAUGCUUUUGGGGGCAACAAGGCCUCCUAUGGAAAAAAGACCCAGCUCUCCAUCCUGGAGCAGAGGGAGAGCCUGCCCAUCUACAAGCUGAAGGAGCAGCUCAUUCAGGCUGUUCAUGACAACCAGAUCCUGAUUGUGAUUGGGGAGACUGGCUCCGGGAAGACCACGCAGAUCACUCAGUACCUGGCUGAGGCCGGUUACACCACCAGGGGGAAGAUUGGCUGCACGCAGCCCCGUCGUGUGGCCGCCAUGUCAGUGGCCAAGAGAGUCUCUGAGGAGUAUGGUUGCUGUCUAGGACAAGAGGUGGGUUACACCAUCCGUUUUGAGGACUGCACCAGCCCUGAGACUGUGAUCAAGUACAUGACAGACGGUAUGCUGUUGAGAGAGUGCCUGAUCGACUCUGAAUUGGGCCAGUACGCCAUUAUCAUGUUGGACGAAGCUCACGAGAGGACAAUCCACACUGAUGUUCUGUUUGGUUUGCUGAAGAAGACGGUUCAGAAACGCACAGACAUGAAGCUGAUUGUAACAUCUGCUACACUGGACGCCGUGAAGUUCUCUCAGUAUUUCUAUGAAGCGCCCAUCUUCACCAUCCCAGGAAGAACGUACCCAGUGGAGGUUCUCUACACCAAAGAACCUGAGACAGACUACCUGGAUGCCAGUCUCAUCACAGUCAUGCAGAUUCAUCUGACCGAACCUCCAGGUGACAUCCUGGUGUUUCUCACCGGACAGGAAGAGAUCGACACCGCCUGUGAGAUCUUGUAUGAGAGAAUGAAGUCACUGGGGCCGGAUGUUCCUGAACUGAUCAUUCUGCCAGUUUAUUCUGCCCUACCCAGUGAGAUGCAGACCAGGAUCUUCGACCCUGCACCCCCAGGCAGCAGGAAGGUUGUCAUUGCCACAAACAUUGCAGAGACAUCUCUGACCAUUGAUGGAAUCUAUUAUGUGGUGGAUCCUGGCUUCGUCAAGCAAAAAGUGUACAACUCUAAGACAGGCAUUGACCAGCUGGUGGUGACUCCCAUCUCACAGGCCCAGGCCAAGCAGAGGGCAGGCAGAGCCGGCAGAACAGGCCCGGGGAAGUGUUACAGGCUCUACACUGAGAGAGCCUACAGAGACGAGAUGCUGACGACCAACGUGCCUGAGAUCCAGAGAACCAACUUGGCCAGCACUGUGCUGUCUCUGAAGGCAAUGGGCAUCAAUGACCUCCUGUCUUUUGACUUCAUGGACGCUCCUCCCAUGGAGACUCUGAUCACAGCCAUGGAGCAGCUCUACACUCUGGGAGCUCUGGAUGACGAGGGCUUACUCACACGGUUGGGAAGAAGGAUGGCUGAGUUUCCUCUGGAACCCAUGUUGUGUAAGAUGUUGAUCAUGUCCGUCCAUCUGGGCUGCAGUGAAGAGAUGCUCACCAUCGUGUCAAUGCUGUCUGUGCAGAACGUCUUCUACAGGCCCAAGGACAAGCAGGCCUUGGCUGACCAGAAGAAGGCAAAGUUUCACCAACCUGAGGGUGAUCACCUGACCCUGCUGGCGGUCUACAACUCCUGGAAGAACAACAAGUUCUCCAACCCCUGGUGUUAUGAGAACUUCAUCCAGGCUCGCUCCCUGCGCAGAGCCCAGGACAUCCGCAAACAGAUGCUGGGAAUCAUGGACAGACACAAACUGGAUGUGGUAUCUUGUGGCAAAGCCACAGUACGGGUCCAGAAAGCCAUCUGCAGUGGCUUCUUCAGGAAUGCAGCCAAAAAGGAUCCUCAAGAGGGCUACCGCACCCUCAUAGACCAGCAAGUUGUGUACAUCCACCCUUCCAGUGCUCUGUUCAACCGCCAGCCCGAGUGGGUUGUGUACCACGAGUUGGUGCUGACCACCAAGGAGUACAUGCGGGAGGUGACCACCAUCGACCCUCGCUGGCUGGUGGAGUUUUCACCCGCCUUCUUCAAAGUGUCCGACCCCACACGUCUCAGCAAGCAGAAGAAACAACAGCGCCUGGAGCCUCUGUACAACCGCUACGAGGAGCCCAACGCUUGGAGAAUCUCUCGUGCCUUCAGACGCCGUUGAUGUGUGUGACCUCACAAAUGCCAAACAAAAAUGUCAGAUGUGUCGUCGUGUACCAGCGCUGGACAUUGUAAAAGACUUGGAAGUUUGCACCAUCACUACUCUACUUCAGGCUGUGUAUUCACUCCUCCUUUAUUGUUUGUGCUCAUCGCACAGUUCCCCCAGCGUUAGAUUGAUCCGUAUGUCGGGUUUAGGUGGGAAUUUUAGUCUUAUCGUUAUUGUAAAACCCGGAGCCAUUUACUUUUCAUAGCACUAAUACAGGAACAAAAAGAAAACUUCCACAUCUGUCCUUUGUGACAGCAGUUUUAAAGAUACUGGAAAACAGUGGACUAUUUAUUUUGACUGUAAAUUGUAACAACACAAUGUUUCCCCCAAGUAAGGGCCCGAUAGAAUUGUAAUGGGACUUUUUAAUGUUUGACUCGUGAAUACGUUGGUGUCGGACCGUAAGGAUGGAACAGCUUCUAUGUUUGAUAGAUUUUUGUACUGUGACUGAGACAACUUUCACUCACUUGUAUGUGUAUCUGAGACUGUUGCUUUGCUAUACUUGCCAGUGGAACUAUGGAAAUGCGUCCUCAUUAAAUGCUAAAUUUUCUUAA
Messenger RNA from Dicentrarchus labrax (European seabass), 4380 nucleotides. Its product is annotated as ATP-dependent RNA helicase DHX8. Gene Ontology annotation, biological process: spliceosomal complex disassembly; mRNA splicing, via spliceosome. The coding region runs from base 71 to 3787 and encodes 1238 amino acids. Lineage: Eukaryota; Metazoa; Chordata; Actinopteri; Moronidae. The record is from RefSeq and is a predicted model, not a curated record. Gene Ontology annotation, molecular function: ATP binding; RNA helicase activity; RNA binding. The transcript has 23 exons. Gene Ontology annotation, cellular component: intracellular anatomical structure; catalytic step 2 spliceosome.